This is a messenger RNA of Eutrema salsugineum, 388 nucleotides long. RefSeq names its product 50S ribosomal protein L33. The record is from RefSeq and is a predicted model, not a curated record. The coding region runs from base 17 to 193 and encodes 58 amino acids. NCBI's taxonomy places the organism in Eukaryota, Viridiplantae, Streptophyta, Magnoliopsida, Brassicales, Brassicaceae. Gene Ontology annotation, molecular function: structural constituent of ribosome. Gene Ontology annotation, cellular component: large ribosomal subunit; ribosome. The transcript has a single exon. Gene Ontology annotation, biological process: translation.
GUGUUGAAGUGAGAAAAUGGGGGACAAGAGGAAGAAGACGUUCAUGUUCAUCCGUCUUGUCUCAGCAGCUGGAACUGGAUUCUUCUAUGUGAAGAGGAAGAGUAGCAAGGGUCUUCUAGAGAAGCUUGAGUUCCGCAAGUACGAUCCUCGAGUCAACCGCCAUGUCCUCUUCACAGAGCAGAAGAUGAAGUGAUUUAAAGCUUUAUUUUUUUAUUUUUCUGUGUUUCAUUUACAUUCGAAGAACCCAUAACAAAUCUCUGCAAGUAGUUGUUUUAUCAGUCAAAGAACUUGACAAGUUAAGCUGGGGUUUUAGACUUUGUAAGUGUCAGUUUAAGGAUUCUUCCGACCUUGAAACGCAAAAAGAAAGUGGAUCUUUUUAACGGUUUAU